Messenger RNA from Anoplophora glabripennis (Asian longhorned beetle), 1417 nucleotides. RefSeq lists its product as uncharacterized. The transcript has 2 exons. NCBI's taxonomy places the organism in Eukaryota, Metazoa, Arthropoda, Insecta, Coleoptera, Cerambycidae. The record is from RefSeq and is a predicted model, not a curated record. Bases 51 to 1295 code for a protein of 414 amino acids.
UGUUAAUAAUACAUUUUUCAUUAUACAGUUGUCUGGCGUUUUAAUACGUGAUGAAGAAUUCCGCAAAUUUUAACAAGAGGACAAUAUGGCGCCUGUUGAUUUCUCUGAUCGUUUGCUCGGCAACUACGGCGGAUUCCAACAAUUGUACUCAACCGGAAACCAUGCUACCAACAACACCCCUGUUCAUCUAUCAACAAACAGCUGUACUUAAUACAGCAGUAUACCACUGCCUCUACAACGAAGAUAACGUAUGCCACAGUGACGUAUGUUUGAAAUGUAAAUGGGGAAACACGAAUUCUGCAGCAAGUGCCAACUCAUCACACCGAUUUAGCGACAUUACUAACACAUGUUUAAAAGCAUUUGACACAAAUAAAUAUACAAACGUCUAUGGACAUUCGUACAACAACUAUACAGUAUACAAAUACGAGUACACGUGUGAGAAUAACGCUAGAUUCGACAAGUUUAUAACCAUUAUAUUUACUAAAUAUUACACCGAAGCGGACGUAGUGCAAGAUAAAAUAGUGCUCCGAUCGGGCACUGCUUGCAAAUACAGCACAGGGUUCUGCCAUGAUGACAGAGAUAAUAUUGACGUUAUGUGGAAGACAAACAGAGCCGAUCAGUUGUCUUGUAACAGUCUUAGAAGAGUGAACGUCUCGAACUCCUACCACAUGUAUCUUAACGGGAAAAACUACGCGAUUGUGGAGUCCGAGCACAAAUACUUUGCCUUUGAUUGGAACAAUGUACAACAAAAAUGCGGUGUUACCGCGUGGGAAGUUCAAAAAGGGGCCUUAAUAGUAACAUCACAAACUAUAGUAGAAGCGGACAAUAGGCCUGUCCAAAGCACAGAUCACCUGAGACGUUUCUUUCGGGUCAAGCAAAAUUUGUAUGAUUUCCUCAUUGAAAAAUGUAUUGCGGAAUUAAAUACUACAAACCUUGACGCCCAAUACGAAGCACUGUUCGAUAAGUUCAAACUAAGGGACGAAACGAAUUACUUAAACAAAUUAGACAGGGAAUAUCGACGGUUCCUGUUGAAUGGGUACCAACACGAUUACGUGGGGGUAGAAGAAAGCCAUGCAGCCAGUUGGAAACUUACAUGCGCUGUUUAUAUACUGAUUACCGUUGUAUCAUAUCACGUGCUGUUGGCAAUAACCUUUGUAACACUAUUUUUGUUCAGAUCCUUACGGAAGUACCUUCCGAAAAAAAGAAAUAGAAGACCAGAGGCGGCAAGAGCCAAUUUUGAAUUAAAACCAACGCGUGAUCUCCCACAUGUGUACGACAGUCCCACGUCAGAAUAGGUCCUUUUAUUAACGCUAGUGGCGUGGCCCUGUCCUCAAAAUUUGGCUUAACGCAUCCUUUGUCAUUUAUUCAUUGUAUCACUGAUUAUAGGAAGUGUUUCCUAAAUAAAUAAUAAUAAAUA